GCUGGAGGCUCUCAAGUGAUCUUUACCAAUCCACUGGAAAUUGUCAAGAUUCGGUUACAGGUGGCUGGAGAAAUUACUACUGGUCCACGAGUUAGUGCCCUCACCGUGUUGCGGGACCUCGGCUUCUUCGGUCUCUAUAAGGGUGCCAAGGCUUGCUUUUUGCGUGACAUCCCCUUCUCUGCCAUUUACUUCCCCUGUUACGCUCACUUGAAAGCUUCGUUUACGAAUGAGGACGGGAGGGUUAGCCCGGGGAAUCUGCUCUUGGCUGGAUCCAUAGCUGGUAUGCCCGCAGCCUCGCUGGUGACCCCCGCGGAUGUCAUCAAAACAAGGCUGCAGGUGGCAGCCCGCGCGGGACAGACCACCUACAGCGGCGUGGUGGACUGCUUUGCGAAGAUCCUGCGAGAGGAAGGUCCCAAGGCUCUCUGGAAAGGAGCAGGAGCUCGCGUGUUCCGAUCUUCUCCUCAGUUUGGUGUCACUCUGGUGACGUACGAGCUACUGCAGAGAUGGUUUUACGUGGAUUUUGGCGGAGUAAAACCAGCUGGAUCCGAGCCAGUUCCUAAAUCUAGGAUCACGCUCCCUGCGCCUAACCCUGACCACGUCGGUGGUUAUAAAUUGGCAGUUGCCACUUUUGCAGGGAUUGAAAACAAGUUUGGACUUUACCUACCUCGGUUUAAGCCAUCGCCACCUACCUCAAAGGCUGCUGCAGCAGUAGGACCCUAAGUUCAUCGCUGUAGGUUUUUUGUUAUUAGUUGGGAACGAGCCACUUUUCUAAUUGGUUAAUACUUUGUUCCUUUAGCUUCUCAUCGUAUAUCAGUUUAGCUUCAUUCGAGUUUUAAGGCAAUUUUCAUCUUAAACGUAAUCAUUUGUCUUUGUGCUUCCUUAACCAGAUCACUGUGAAAUUCUUACCAGUUGUUUUAAGUUGGGGACCAUGAAUGUAUUUGUCCACAUCUGACAUGUGCUCGUGUUGGGAAGACACUAAUUUUAGGUUCCGUUUCCCGGGGAGGGAGGGCUGGGUGAGAGCUGUGCACCCGAUCGUCUCACAGGCAAUGCUUGGUUGCAGAUCGCCAGGGCGGAUGUCGCACAUCGUCACUCAAAAUGGAAAAAAAACCUCAGUGGAUAUCACGGUGCUCAAAGCGGAAUGAUUUUGACUGUACGUGUAAAUUGGUCAUAAAGUCAGUGCGUGUCCGCAGAGGUCAGCAAAUAUAUACCCGGUACCUGAGUAUGCCAGUACAGCUUCGACUUUUUAAAUAUGUACACGCACAAGUUCUGUUUUCUGGGUUGUAUUAUGAGGCUUUUACGUGGAACAUGUUUUUUUUGUAACGGAAACCACAUUUAUAAAUGUUUAGCUGUUGUAUUACGUUACCGGUAUCCAAACGCUCAAAAAGAAGGUGUUAUUGUCCGUAGUCUUUGCACUUUAUGGCAGAACUUUUGGCAUUCUACUACACAUACAAGGAAAUUUCAUAACUGGGUGCCUACCUUGGGUUGCUGGUGUUUGGAGUUCAGUUUGUAUAUGCACUUCUGUAGUAAAACGCUGCUUGUUUAAAUACCUGCAAUAGAAAAUCAUGCACUGUAUCGAUGGUACCUGCCUUAACUGCUGGCUUGUAAUUGGCAAAUAGGUAGUUUCAGAUUCUUAUUUACUUCGUUGAGUCAAAAGAGAUUAAAAUGCUCUAAAAGAAAAGAUUUUACUUAAUUUUUUGGUGCCUUGCACAGUGUUUAGGAAAUGAUGUAUUUAUGAAGAUAGAAAUAAACCUUUCAAACAGAC
This is a messenger RNA of Apaloderma vittatum (bar-tailed trogon), 1762 nucleotides long. Its product is annotated as calcium-binding mitochondrial carrier protein Aralar2-like. The annotation marks the transcript as partial. The transcript has 5 exons. The record is from RefSeq and is a predicted model, not a curated record. Lineage: Eukaryota; Metazoa; Chordata; Aves; Trogoniformes; Trogonidae. Gene Ontology annotation, biological process: L-glutamate transmembrane transport; malate-aspartate shuttle; aspartate transmembrane transport. Gene Ontology annotation, molecular function: L-aspartate transmembrane transporter activity; L-glutamate transmembrane transporter activity.